AUGUCGUGGGUCAAAUCAGUGGCAUCUAGCGAGGAUGUGUUCGACGAGGAUGUGGAUGAUAUUAGUCUACUGAACAAAGAAUGGAAAUGCAACAUGGAAAAACGCGCAAAGGAUGGUUUCAGAGAUGGCACUGAUGCCGGGAAAGCAGCGUCACUGCAGGUUGGUUUCAACAUGGGAUACAGAGAAGGUGCCACAAAAAUGAGAGCCUUCGGUCAGCUCAAAGGAAUCAUGAGUGCUGUGCGGUGCUGGUGUCAUUCCCAGCUCCCCGGAAGCCCGGCUUUGGCAUCCGUCACCGAUCUGCUCCAGAAACUGGAGAUACACGAGGAAGGAUUGGUGGAGGUCAUGAGGAAAACCCAGGAAAAGCCUCCACCUAGUGUGACUGAAAUGAUGGAUGACAUGGAAGACCUAAACGUUGAGCAGAAGAACCAUAGUGGACAUUCGGACACCUAUACCAAAGAUGGAGACUUAUGUGGGAAUGAUGGGGGGACAGCUUGCUGUGGCAUGGUUGAAGACUCAUCAAGGAUUGUUUCACAGAAGUCUUCCUCUCUAGCAGACAGUUUUGAGCAGCUACUGAAGUGCUGCUUGGACUUAGUCACAGAAUUGGGGCUGCCCGAAGAGCUAAAAUGUCACAUUCAGCAGAUAAUAGACAAAUGA
Molecule: messenger RNA, 654 nt
Organism: Triplophysa dalaica
Lineage: Eukaryota; Metazoa; Chordata; Actinopteri; Cypriniformes; Nemacheilidae
Gene: otulina
Product: OTU deubiquitinase with linear linkage specificity a
Exons: 3
Coding region: 1-654 (217 amino acids)
Source: RefSeq, a predicted model, not a curated record